Messenger RNA from Harpia harpyja (harpy eagle), 2486 nucleotides. RefSeq names its product NGG1 interacting factor 3 like 1 (gene NIF3L1). The transcript is spliced from 6 exons. Lineage: Eukaryota; Metazoa; Chordata; Aves; Accipitriformes; Accipitridae. Bases 196 to 1542 code for a protein of 448 amino acids. The record is from RefSeq and is a predicted model, not a curated record. Gene Ontology annotation, cellular component: cytoplasm; mitochondrion.
GGCGAGUCUUCCCCGGCGGCCUGGGCGGAGGCCGCCGGCCGUGGCCCGAGGCCGCCUGUCCCGGUCCUGCUCGCUUCCCCCCCUCCGCGAGAGGCAAACGCUUCUCCGGCUGGAUUCUGCGGGUCGGUUUUAGUGCGUGAAGAUGGAGGAGGCUGGAGUUCCGUACGUUUCUUGCAGGACUCUACAGGGUCGCUUAUGGUGUUUCACCGUGAGAGCCCCGGGGGCGGGCAGGGUGUGCCCGGGGCGGUGCGACUCCGACUGCGGCGGCUGCUGGGGGGAGGCCGGGCCGCACUCGCCUCUGUCAGCGGGGCGGCGUUCGCCGCCCGAACGCUCUUAACACUGCCGUUUCAGCCAGUGAAUUACCUAGGCUUAUUCUUGCCUCUUUCUAACCUCUCUACAGACAGCUGCAUGCUGCUGCCUGGCACGCAGCUGGUUCGCCGGCCUCUCUGCUGCAUCCGUGCUUUGGGCCACCUGCCCUCACGCUCCCUCAUGAAUCUCGGGGAGCUCGUUUCUGCCCUGAAUGACUUUGCAUCCCUCUCGCUGGCUGAAAGCUGGGACAAUGUGGGGUUGCUAGUGGAACCAAGUCCUCCCCACACUGUGAACACCCUUUUCCUCACGAACGAUCUCACUGAGGAGGUGAUGGAAGAGGCAGUGCAGAAGAAGGCAGACCUUAUUCUUUCUUACCACCCUCCUAUAUUCACACCACUCAAGCAAGUAACGUGGAAGACCUGGAAGGAACGGCUGGUCAUCCGAGCCCUGGAGCACAGAAUUGGGAUUUACUCUCCACAUACGGCAUACGAUGCUAUACCUCACGGAGUCAAUAACUGGCUAACAAAGGGACUUGGUGCUUGUACUUUCAUCCCACUGCAUCCAUCAACUGCACCAAGCUAUCCAGCUGAGGGCACUCACCGGGUAGAAUUCUGCGCAGACAACACUGAGCAUCUGGACACGGUGCUGUCCAAAAUCAAAGGCAUCCAAGGUAUCUCCUGUCUCACUACUCUCCCUGCCAGGGUUGAAGGUGAGGAGCAAACACGAGUCACUUUGAGCUGCUCUCAGAAAGCACUGUUGGAGGUGGUGGCAUUAUUGUCCCAGAACAGCCUUUAUCACAAGACCGAGAUUCUCUUAUUACAAAAGCCGCUUCUUCCUCAUACUGGAAUGGGACGUCUGUGCACACUGAGCGAGCCAGUCUCCUUGUCAGACAUAAUUAAGCGUAUCAAAAGCCACCUAAAAUUACCCCACAUCCGCUUAGCUGUGGGAAUGGGCAAGACGCUAGAAUCGCCAGUGAAGAAAGCUGCUCUGUGUGCUGGUUCGGGGAGCAGCGUCCUGAAGGGAAUGGAAGCUGACCUCUAUCUCACAGGAGAGAUGUCCCACCAUGACGUUCUGGAUGCAGUUGCCAAUGGGAUAAGUGUUAUUCUGUGUGAGCACAGUAACACUGAGCGAGGCUUCUUGUCAGAGCUGCGUGACAUGCUAGCUGUCCACCUACAGAACAAAAUCAACAUAAUUGUGUCCAAGAAAGAUAGAGAUCCCCUCCAGGUGGCAUAGGGAAAGAAAAAAAACAGGAGUGAGAGUUCAUUCAAGAGUUUCAUGGUAUCUUGCACAGACCAAUCCAAUUGCAAGCUUAAUGAAGAUGCUCUGAAUUGGUUCAGUACAAAAUUCUUGUAUUCUGUGUUUCCUCAAAGUUUGGGAUAUAUUUUGUCAUCUGUCAGAUAAAUAAAUGCUUGUCUGGGGCUACAGAAGGCUGAUUUACUCAAUUACUGGGCUGUACUUGAAUGAAUUUACUGUUACUGCAUGCUCUUACUAGGUAUAUUUGAUAACCAUGAUACUCAAGGAUUGGUUUGGGUGAAAUAUAAAAACCUGACUUAUCUCCAGUUUUAAGCUUACACAGCAGUUCUACCCUACUACAGUUACGUCGAAUCAUGUCAGUACAAGUCACUGAUAUUUUAGCUAAUAAAUCUCAUGAUAAUAGUUAAUGAAAGGGUAUGGAUCACCCAUUUGCAUUAAGAGUUUUAUUAAGACAUUGCUCAUACACAAAUAUAAAACACAAUUCAGGUAUUUGGUACUAGUAUUCAACUGCACAACCUACCAUUAAUGCAGCUUUAAGGCUUUUUAGUAGAGGGACUCUCAAUUAAAAAAGCUUUGGAAGGUGAAAACUCAAUUCCUUAACAAAACUGUAAAUGAAUUUAAUGUGCCUUUGUUUCUUUUAAAAACAGUUUCUAUAACUAUGGCUCUUAAUUACAGGAUUACUAAAACUGAACAAGUAGCAUUUUUACCACUGAUAAUGCCUGGUUUUUAUUUAAGUUUUUUUUUUUUGUUGUGUCUGUUUUUAAAGAAAAAAAUAAUCUCCCAGUUGCAUACCUUACCAUCUCUGGAUUAAGUGCACACCAGAAGAAUAUUUAAACAAAAUGAAAAUAUUUCCAUUGCAAAUUUGUAAAGAUCUUGGCACCAUCCUUUUAAGCUUAAGUUAAUAAAACUGGCUUAUCAAGCAA